AACAUCUUUGUAUAACUCUUGAGAAUAUAGCACAUUCAUUAGAUAGAAAUUAACAUCUUUAUUUUGUUGGUAACAUCAUGAUAAGAAACUUUCUUAUUUUAAUAUUCUAUGCAUUGGUUGUGUUGCCCUCCAUUUUUGGAUUCAACUCAUCAAUGAUGUGCAAAGAGAAUGAGAGACAUGCUUUGCUCAAAUUCAAAAAAGGCCUUCAUAUUGAGUUUGGCAGGUUGUUGGCUUCAUGGAAGGACAAUCCAAAUGAAGAUUGCUGCAAAUGGCCGGAAAUUGGUUGCAACAAACAAACAGGUUAUGUCGAAAUGCUUUAUCUGAAUCCUUGGUCUCGAAAGAGUUACUUUUUCAGUGGUAACAUGAGUUCUUCAAUAACUGAGCUACAACAUCUAAAAUAUUUAGACCUCAGUUAUUUGAAAGGUAACAUUCAAAUCCCAACAUUUAUUGGCUCCUUUAGCAAGCUACGAUAUCUUGAUCUCUCACAUGGUGGUUAUCAUGGGAAGAUUCCUUCUCAAAUGGGGAAUCUUUCACAUUUGCGACACCUUGAUCUUAGCGGGAAUGAACUAAGUGAAGCAAUUCCUUUCCAAUUCACCGAUGGUGAGUGGAUAUCAAAUCUCUCAUCUUUGAGGUAUGUUGACUUGAGUGAUGUUCAAAUUCUCAAUGAUUCUUCUCAUCACACAUUUCAACUCCUAGCAAAGCUUCCAAUCCUUGAUGAGUUACAUCUAUCGAAUUGUGGCCUUUCUGAUGACAACAUCCCUGCAUUAUCUGAUUCUCACAUGAACUUUUCCACUUCUCUCACUGCCCUUGAUCUUUCCGAUAAUCAGUUGACAUCAUCAAAGAUAUUUCAAUGGGUGUUUGGCCACAGUUCCAAACUUCAAAAGCUCUACCUUGAUGGUAACUUGUUAAAAGGUACCAUUCCUCAUGAUUUUGGAAACAUCAUGCAUUCACUUGCAACUCUCUCUCUCUCUGGGAAUCACCUAGGAGGAAACAUUCCAAAAUCUAUUGGAAAUAUAUGCACCUUGCGGACAUUUUACGCUAACGACAACCAAUUGAGCGGAGAGAUUUCAGACUUUAUCAUCCAUCAUAACUAUUCCGAAUGCAAGCAAAAUUCAUCCUCGUUAGAAGCUAUAUGGUUGAGAAAUAAUCAGCUUUCAGGCAAGUUACCUGACCUUUCAAGCCUCUCAUCUUUGAAAAUUUUGCUUCUUGAUGGUAAUAAAUUAUCUGGAGAAAUACCCACAAGCAUCGGAUCGGUUACAGAGUUAGACACUUUGUCCCUUUACAAAAACUCUUUGAAAGGUGUAAUCUCUGAAUCUCAUUUCACUAACCUCUCCAACUUGCACUACUUAUUUUUAUCUUACAAUUCCUUGACUAUGAAGGUUAGUGAUGAUUGGGUUCCUCCUUUUCAAUUGAAAAAUUUAGGUCUAAUGUCUUGUAAUUUCAAUUCUAGAUUUCCUAAUUGGCUUCAAACACAAAACAACUUAGGAUAUCUUGACCUUUCAAAUGUGGGUAAUCUACCUCCAAUACCUGCUUGGUUUUGGGGAAAAUUGCAAACCUUAGAUUUUAUGGACAUUUCAAACAACAGCCUCCCAGGAAAAAUUCCAAAUUUAAAACUCAAGCUUAACCACGAUCCUUAUAUAGAUUUAAGUUCAAAUCAACUUGAAGGUUCCAUUCCUCCUUUUUUAUUGCAAAUAGGAGCACUCUUUCUUUCCAAUAACAGAUUUAUAGAUUUAGAUUCCUUUCUAUGCAGCAAAAGUGAACAAGGUCGUUUUAAAAUGUUAGAUUUGUCAAACAAUGAAUUCAGAGGUGAAUUGCCUAAUUGUUGGUAUAAUAUAACUGAUUUAAGGUUUGUUGAUCUGAGCAAUAACAUGUUGUCAGGAAAGAUUCCCAUCUCAAUGGGUUCCCUUCCAUAUCUUGAGGCUUUGAUUUUAAGAAAUAAUAGUUUGAGUGGACAAGUUACUUCGUCCUUGAAGAACUGCACCAAUUUGGGUUUCUUGGACCUUGGAGAAAAUAUGUUUGAUGGUCCAUUACCUUCUUGGAUUGGAGACAGCUCCUCAUUAGUACUCUUAAGUCUUCGGUCUAAUAAGUUCUAUGGAAGUCUGCCUUUAAACCUCUGUUAUUUGAGAAAACUUCAAGUAUUAGAUCUGUCACAGAAUAACUUAUCAGGAGGAAUUCCAUCAUGUGUUCAGAAUUUUACUUCAAUGACUCAGCCCAACAUCAGCUCAACUAUAGCAGUGUUUCAUAAUAUAACCUAUAGCUAUCAUUACGGGUCUUAUACAAAAGCUAUUGAUAUCUACUUAUGCUUGAUGUGGAAAGGUGUAGACGUUAUUUACAAACAUGCAGAUAAGUUUUUAAAAAGCAUUGAUCUCUCAAGCAACCAUCUUACAGGGGAAAUACCAACAGAAAUGGAGUACUUAUUUGGAUUGACUUCCUUAAACUUGUCAAGGAACAAUCUCACUGGGGAAAUCAUUUCAAAAGUGGGAAACUUAAACUCACUCGAAUUUCUUGAUCUAUCAAGAAAUCAUCUGUCAGGAAGAAUCCCGUCGAGUCUAGUUCAAAUUGAUCGUCUCAGUAUGUUGGAUUUGUCAAACAAUCAGCUCUAUGGAAAAAUUCCAAUUGGAACACAGUUGCAGACCUUUAAUGCUUCAAGUUUUGAAGGAAAUUCUAAUCUGUGUGGACAACCACUUGAUAGAAAGUGUCCUGGAGAAGAUCCACCGAAACAUCAAGUGCCAACAAAUGAUGAUGCAGGAGAUGAGAAUUCAGUAUUUUUGGAAGCAUUAUACAUGAGCAUGGGAAUAGGAUUCUUCACUGGUUUUGUUGGCUUUGUAGGAUCAGUAUUGUUCGUACCCUCUUGGAAAGAAAGCUAUUCCAGAUUGUUGAACACUUUGAUAAUGAAAGCCAUCACGUGGUGGAAGGAGUGAAUGCACCUCUCUAGUUACUCUAAAGUGGAUGAACGAUAAACAGGAUGAUCUUCUAUGACUAUUGUACGGGAUGAGUGCAUCUUUCGCUGUUUUAUAAUAAUGUUGUUCGUUAAGUAAUGUGUAGUUCACUUUUUGUUAAUGGAUAGGAUGGAUGCCUAUUCUUGUUGUGUACUAAAUAAAAUGAAUGCCAUUUUGUUAUAACCUUACUGUCACAAAGUUUUAUCGUGUUUUGUUAAGCUUUCGUGUUUGGUAGUUUAUGUAAUCGAUUAUAUGCUAU
This is a messenger RNA of Vicia villosa (hairy vetch), 3198 nucleotides long. Its product is annotated as receptor-like protein EIX1. The record is from RefSeq and is a predicted model, not a curated record. Gene Ontology annotation, molecular function: protein binding. The coding region runs from base 78 to 2921 and encodes 947 amino acids. The transcript is spliced from 2 exons. Lineage: Eukaryota; Viridiplantae; Streptophyta; Magnoliopsida; Fabales; Fabaceae.